AUUGAGUCUUUGUAUCUCUUUGCAGUUAUGCAUUUUUUUAUUAGGUAAGCAGAGAGAAUCUGGCGACAUGGACUGUGGAGGAAGUUGCUUUGUGUUAUCUGAGGAGCUGCGGAAAAACCGAGAGUUGAUGCUACAAAAGGGUGAAGCAACAUCAGUGAAGAAGAAGUAUGUCCGGAGGACAAGAGUGAAGAACAAGAAGCAGUUGGAAUCGACAUCAGUUGGAGCGGUUGUUGGAACUUCUAACCUUGUCAAGAAGUUGUGCUCACACAAACCGCCAAGCUUCUUAACUAAUGUGGAUGCAGCAGAGAGAGAAGACGGGCUGUUGUACAACAAUGGUGAAACUCAAUCAAAAUCUGAACAAGGCCCCUGCAGGGGAGUUAAAAACAAGACGAAGAGCGGAUAUGAGACAGAAGGAACCGCAGUUGCAGUUUCCGGAGAAAAGCAGUCUGUUUAUCUUUACUCGGCAUGGGAACGAGAAUAUCCCAAGAGAAAACGCAGCCUACUGAUAAGAAAACCCAAGGAACCAAAGAAGACAUUGGGCGAGAGCAGAGAAGGAAAGGAACAAGUUUGUGACACUUCUGAACAAGAAGCUGAGACAGAAAAGGAAGGGGAUGUUUCUGAUGCAGCACCAUUAUCAAUGCUCUUGGUAGGGGAUUGUUGUUUCUUGGUCGAAGAAGAAGACGUUGUUGCUGACGGUGGAGGAGGAGUAGGAGAAAGGUGUGGCAUUGACAUGGAUCUAGCUGAGGAGGAGAUGGCUGAGUUGAGUUGGCGAUUGAAAGAGUUGAGCUCGAACGAGUCAUAGAGUGUACUUUCUCAAUCCCACACCUUCUUCUUCUUCAUCUUAUCAAGAUUGGUACUCUCUUCUGCGUUUUGUUUCGGAUUCAUGAUCACCAUCUUGUUCUUUGGGUGAUUUUCCAUCUUUUUAGUGUUUUCUGAUCUUUGUAUCGAGUUUUUGUCUGUAGAAAUAAAAAUAUGAACUCAAC
This is a messenger RNA of Arabidopsis arenosa, 983 nucleotides long. The record is from the annotation of a GenBank genome assembly. NCBI's taxonomy places the organism in Eukaryota, Viridiplantae, Streptophyta, Magnoliopsida, Brassicales, Brassicaceae.